AAAUAAUCGGAUUUGAGGGUGAUGACCUUCAUGGCGCACCUUUUUCCCGGUGGUCAUAUGGAUUACAUUAUAAAUCGACGUCGCCCUCAGAUGAACCUGCCCUCUGCCCUCUCUCUCUCUCUCUCUAAAUUAGGUUCUCUCUUUAAGGGAAAUUAGGUUUUUCUCUCUCUGUGUUUCUUCCCUGUGGUGGGAAGUGAGAAAGGUCCUAAGGGAAAUUAGGCAGGAAUUGUAAGAUUCCUCAUUCUCUUUACCUGUUUUAAUCCCUUUACAACCCAUCGGUCCCACUCUCUUUCUCUCUCUAAAUUACUCAGGCUUCGAUUUCCUGUGAAUUUCCUUACCUUUGCAUCCAUGGUGAGCGGUUCAAAUUCAAUCCAAUCCAAUUGACGGCUGCCUCUCCUUUUUCGAUCUCUUCCCCCCUGGUUCCCAAUUCAUUACUCUGUCUCUCUGUGUGCUUUAACCGAUAGAUCAUCAGUCUUCUUCUUCAUCUUCUCUGAAAUCCCCAUCUUCAAAUCAAAUUGAAUCAAACCACAAUCGACGCAGCCCCUUCCUCAAUCCAUCAAACUCAAAACCUCUGAAAAGAGGUGUGGGAGAGGCCUUCCUCAAUCCAUCAAACUCAAAACCUAUGAUAAGAGGUGUGGGAGAGGGAAUAGAAGAAAUCAGCAGUAGCAAUGGUCGGUCCUGUAGGCACCCUCAACGCGAACCAACUGUCGGUCCAAUUCCUAAACAACGUGCUCUCCCAGCGAGGUCCGUCUGCCCUGCCGUACGAGGAGGAAGCGAAGUGGCUCAUUAGCCAGCACCUGGUGGGCCUGGUGCAGCACUUCCCGUCCCUCCAGGUGAAGACUGCCACUUUCACACACAAUGACGGUCGCUCUGUCAACCUCCUCCAGGCUGAGGGUACCAUCCCCAUGGUGUACCAUGAUGUAGUCUACAACAUCCCGGCCGUCGUUUGGCUCGUCGAAUCCUACUCCCGCCUUCCACCCCUUGUCUUUGUCACCCCUACUCGAGACAUGAUCAUCAAGCGCGCACACCCUAAUGUAAACCCGUCAGGCCUUGUCUCGGUGCCCUAUCUCCAACAUUGGGUCUACCCAUCUUCGAACCUUGUGGACCUUGUUAAGAACCUCAGCCACCACUUUGGCCUUGAUUCCCCUCUCUACACCACCACCACCGCUACGGCUGCGAAACCACCACCUCAAAGGCCUAGCACUAGUGAAGCUAAUUUGGUUUGUUCUUCGUUGGCUACGACUUCCUCAAACAGUGGAAGUGUUCGACCAGUGUUGCCGCCUAGGACUUGCUCAUCACCAUACGGUAGGUUGCCGCCCUCACCUCAGAGGCCACCAGCUAUGGAGGACCCUUUGGAGGUAUAUAAGAGGAAUGCGAUUAACCGAUUGCUUGAGAUGUUGCAUAAUGACACAAUGGAGUUGCGGAAGGCGAGGGAAGCAGAGGUCGAUGCGCUGUUCAAUUCCCAGGCGGUGCUUGGAGAGAGGGAAGAGCAGCUCACUAAGGGGUUGAGAGAGAUGCAGGAUGAGAAAGAAGCUCUGGAGCAACAGCUUCAGAUUGUGCUCACAAACGCUGAUGUGCUCGAGGCAUGGCUCAAGGAGAAUGAGGACACAAAGGAGAAAGCAGGGGUUGUUGACAUUGAUGAUGUCUUUGAGCCCAUUGAUGCAUUGUCAAGGCAGAUGUUGGAGUGCACAGCUGCAGAUUUGGCUAUCGAGGACGUGAUUUAUUUGCUUGACAAGGCUGUGCAAGAGGGUGCCAUCCCUUUCGAUGCGUAUUUGAAGAGCAUUAGGGCUCUAUCACGAGAGCAGUUCUUUCACAGAGCCACUUCAGCAAAAGUUAGGGCUGCACAGAUGCAAGCGCAGGUUGCAGGAAUUGCUGUUAGGGUUUCUCCUCAGUAUGCAGUUUGAUUCGAUUCUGCUCCACAAUGAAAGAGGACAUCCAAAGUGUAACUGGUUCCUAUCUGCAAUCAUUGUGAUCAUGGCACACCCAGAGCAAUGCUACAUGCUCGUUUAGACAGUCAAUUUGGCAUAAGACAGUGGCUGAAGCUCAUUCCUCUUCUGAAAUUUUAAAUAACUACACACCCAAAUACUUCAAGUCAAGGAAGAAGAGGUGCUAAGUGCAUUUUGGGGCCUAAGGUUUAUCAUGGUGAGGUCCUCCUUAUUGGAGCUUCUUUGGUCGUGCAAUUUAUUCUUGGAUGUUGGAACAGUUGCAGAAGGUAACGAAGGUGAUGGCUAGAAUGGCUUCAGCUGAUAUCCUGUGUGUUGGACCAAAGUCUGUUAGAGAAAAAUUUAUUUGAAUGAUCAGGUGCAAGAUCUUGUCAACAUAAAUAAAGUUAACAUGGUAUCAGAGCUGGUUUGAAUGUGCUCUCAGUGUGAUCAGCUCUAAUCAAGGUAACCUAUAUUUCUCUCUUGAAGAUUCAUAAUCUCUUCCUCCUCUAAACCCUAAUCUUUCUUUACCCUCUUCAUCAUAUUCUCAUCCUUCCUUCCUAAACCCUAGUUCAUUUUGAGAGUUACAGUGGUCUCUUGAUUACUGUAAUUGAACUUUUUCUUAGCAGUUUCAGGUUUUACCUUCUUUCAUCAUUCUUCAAGCCUUAUCCUAAUUAUUUGGGGUCGGCACCUUUCACUUUCCUUAAUUUUUUUAUAUUUGUCAGUAUUUAAAAAACACAAGGGCUGUUUCACUUGGAUUGUGCAGAGAUUAUUUGAACUUGCUUGGCCUGGAAAUCAAUUUUUUUUACUGGUUUAAAAUUGACAUCAUUGAUUCUGCCAAGAAAACAUGAGUAUGAGAAGCUUUCAAAUUUCAUCUAUAUCUGUACUAAGUAUCAUGUGACCAUAUUUUCUGUUGAUUAUUAUAGCUGGGUACUGUAUAUUCUUAAAUAUAACUCAUUUCCUUCUAUUAGCUAUCUCUUGGGGAUGCAAGGGCUUAUUAUCUUUCAAAUGCAAAGAAUGAACUGAGAGUUGUAUCUGCACAAAGUGCUGCAGGUAUGAGUUUGUAUUUAGUAGAUUUUCUGUGGAGCAUAUGCAUAGUUGAGACCUCAACUCCUGAAAUGGUCUUGUAAAUUUCCUAAUGCAAGCAGCAUGUGCUCAAUAUAAUUUGCUCAUGAUGCACCAACGUGAAUAAGCUUCCUCGUCUCUUUUUCAAUAAUGUUGAGCUUAACAUGCGUCAUUUCUAGAAAUGCCUUGAUUUUAAUUAUGGUGUGGUCUCAAAUUACGUUUGACGAUGGAUAUGCUUAGACAUUGAGCUCAAUAUUUUUGUUGUUCAUUGAAUGAUAAAUAUAAUGGAUAUUAUGGAUUGGUUUUGAGUUCUUCUAAAGCCGUAGAACAUAAUUAUGAUUUGUGUUUCUCAUGUAGCCAUUGCUCAUACUUAACAGUGCGGUUGGUUCAGUACGGUUCUAAGGUUUUGUAGUUGUCAUAUUAUGAGGCUAAUGCCUUUCACCCCAUAUUAGGCUGGACAUGUAUUGUACCAACAUCAUGGUGAUAUAUCUAGAAUGUGAAUUAUUUUCUGCAAGUAUCUUUUGCAAGUGCCCAGUAAGAAUAGCCUAU
Molecule: messenger RNA, 3536 nt
Organism: Amborella trichopoda
Lineage: Eukaryota; Viridiplantae; Streptophyta; Magnoliopsida; Amborellales; Amborellaceae
Source: RefSeq, a predicted model, not a curated record